Sphenostylis stenocarpa is the source of this 1185-nucleotide messenger RNA. Lineage: Eukaryota; Viridiplantae; Streptophyta; Magnoliopsida; Fabales; Fabaceae. The record is from the annotation of a GenBank genome assembly.
AUGCAUAUACAAACUCUUCCACUUGCGUGCUCUCUUCCCAAACCGACCAUCACCGGUCCGCCGCCGUUGAAAGCGCGGAAGACCCACUCAAUGGCACCGGAGAAGGUGGAGAUUUUCAGGUCCCUGGAGGGAUGGGCUUCAGAGCAGGUCCUACCCCUGCUGAAGCCCGUGGAAAAAAGCUGGCAGCCACAGAGCUUCGUCCCAGACUCUUCGUUGCCGUUAGAUGAGUUCAUACACGAGGUGAAGGCCCUUCGCGAACGCACGAAGGAGCUACCCGACGAGUACUUUGUGGUGUUGGUGGGCGACAUGGUGACGGAGGAAGCACUUCCCACUUACCAGACCAUGAUGAACAACAUGGAUGGGAUGAGAGAUGACUCCGGAGCGAGCCCAAGCCCGUGGGCCGUGUGGAACCGGGCCUGGUCCGCGGAGGAAAACAGACACGGGGAUUUGCUCAAAACCUAUUUGUAUCUUUCUGGUCGGGUUGACAUGGACAGGGUGGAGAAGACUAUUCAUCACCUCAUUGCUGCAGGCUGGGAUGUUGGGAUGGAUAACAACCCAUAUCUAGGGUUUGUAUACACGUCGUUCCAAGAGCGAGCGACGUUCGUGGCGCACGGGAACACGGCUCGGCUUGCGAAGGAGGGCGGUGAUCCAGUGCUGGGGCGCAUAUGCGGGACCAUCGCUGCGGACGAGAAGCGCCACGAGAACGCGUACUCGAGGGUGGUGGAGAAGCUUCUAGAAGUCGACCCCACCGGCACAAUGGUGGCCAUAGGGAACAUGAUGGAGAAAAAGAUCACGAUGCCGGCACACCUUAUGUACGAUGGGUACGACCCCAGGCUAUUCGAGCACUACUCCGCAGUGGCGCAACGCAUAGGCGUGUACACGGCCAACGAUUACGCAAACAUCUUAGAGUUUUUUAUCCAACGAUGGAGAUUGGAGAAGCUGGAGGGUUUGACAGGUGAAGGUAAGAGGGCUCAGGAUUACGUGUGUGGGUUAGUGCCGAGGGUUAGGAAGUUGCAAGAACGCGCUGAUGAGCGAGCGCGUAAGAUGAAGCCUUAUUCCAUAUUUGUUGAAGCUUUUUCAGUCAUGACUUCACUUUGCUGGAUAGAAGUUAACCCACAUCCCCACCCUCAUCAGGAACAUCAUUUUACAGAAAUGACUGCCAUGUCAGCCAGAAUCGUACUGUAG